Molecule: messenger RNA, 1611 nt
Organism: Exophiala oligosperma
Lineage: Eukaryota; Fungi; Ascomycota; Eurotiomycetes; Chaetothyriales; Herpotrichiellaceae
Exons: 4
Coding region: 1-1611 (536 amino acids)
Biological process (GO): amino acid transmembrane transport
Cellular component (GO): endoplasmic reticulum
Molecular function (GO): amino acid transmembrane transporter activity
Source: RefSeq, a predicted model, not a curated record
AUGACCGUUGAUGACGAGCACUCUGAUGGCUCAGUCAACGUUACACCUAAAGGCAGCCUCGACACUCACGCUCCUCUAUUGUCUUCGACUGAAGACGAUUCCGACCACAAUGAGGAUCCUUCCAUAAUCUCGAAUCAGUCGACUCGUCCUACUUCUCAGAGGCAGUCCUCCCUCUCCCAUCCACGCCCAGAUGGUACACCGCGAACUACAAAUAGGGUACGCUUCGAUUUGGUCGAAGGGCAAAAUGAGCCGCCUCCGGAAGAGUGGAUGGAAGAGGAGGACUAUCUCAGUUCUCCAAGUCAGCAUGCACCGCUGCUCACAGAUAUAACUCCGCCGGCCGAGUCACCAUUCUUGUCGGACUCCUUCCAGCCGGAGGAUUAUUUACCAGAUGCUCGACCCAAGAGUGGGAUGCGUAGUGCGUUCAUGAACAUGGCCAACUCCAUUAUUGGUGCGGGAAUCAUUGGUCAACCAUACGCCUUCCGGCAGGCAGGCCUUACAAUGGGAAUACUCCUCCUCGUCGGGCUUACAAUCACCGUGGAUUGGACUAUACGUUUGAUAGUGAUCAACAGCAAGUUGUCGGGCGCAGAUUCGUUCCAAGCGACCAUGCAACACUGCUUUGGUAACAGUGGGCUUAUUGCAAUAUCAAUUGCGCAGUGGGCAUUUGCAUUCGGUGGCAUGAUCGCUUUUUGCAUUAUCGUGGGCGAUACGAUACCACAUGUUCUGGAAGCUUUGAUUCCUGGGCUGAGAGAUGUUCCCUUUCUGUGGCUUCUAACUGACCGGAGGGCGGUUAUAAUCCUGUUCAUCCUGGGGAUCAGUUGGCCCUUGAGCUUGUAUCGAGACAUUGCAAAGCUUGCAAAAGCAUCGACACUGGCAUUGAUUAGUAUGCUCGUAAUUAUCGUAACUGUUGUUACACAGGGACCAUUUGUCGAUCCAGACCUGCGGGGCAACAUCAACGGAUUGUUUUUUAUCAACGACGGCUUCUUUCAAGCCGUUGGAGUUAUCUCAUUCGCGUUUGUCUGCCACCAUAAUUCUUUGCUUAUCUACGGCUCUUUGAAGACACCUACGCUAGAUCGAUUUGCGACCGUCACACACUAUAGCACUUUUAUCUCACUCGUUGCUUGUCUUGUCAUGGCGUUGGCAGGGUUUCUUGCUUUUGGUGACCGUACCAAGGGUAAUGUGUUGAACAACUUUCCGUCGCAAGGACAUUUCUUAAUUCAGAUCGCACGGUUGUGCUUCGGCCUCAACAUGCUCACCACCCUUCCUCUCGAGUGUUUUGUGUGCAGAGAGGUAAUGAACAACUAUUGGUUCCCUGAAGAACCGUACCAACCACACCGCCAUCUGAUCUUCAGCAGUGCUUUGGUUGUCAGUGCCAUGGCUCUUAGCCUCAUCACAUGUGAUUUGGGGGCGGUCUUCGAAUUGAUAGGGGCUACGAGUGCUUGUGCACUUGCCUACAUAUUACCGCCUUUAUGCUAUAUCAAGCUAAGCACGAGAAGCUGGAGGACUAUUCCUGCCGUCAUCUGUAUCAUAUUUGGUUUUGCUGUGAUGACAGUCAGCUUGGUGCUGGCUAUGAAGAAAAUGAUCAAAAACGAAGGAGAACCACACCAGUGUUGA